Molecule: messenger RNA, 1134 nt
Organism: Australozyma saopauloensis
Lineage: Eukaryota; Fungi; Ascomycota; Pichiomycetes; Serinales; Metschnikowiaceae
Gene: ARC1
Product: Arc1p
Exons: 1
Coding region: 1-1134 (377 amino acids)
Cellular component (GO): methionyl glutamyl tRNA synthetase complex
Molecular function (GO): tyrosine-tRNA ligase activity; tRNA binding
Source: RefSeq, a predicted model, not a curated record
AUGGCUUCAUUCCUCUCCAAAUUUACGAAGCUUCCUCUCAAAGACGUCUCCAAGGCACUCGACUCGGCUUUCCCAGAAUUGUCCAAUGAGGGAAAGGCCUUGGCCUCCCAGUUCCAAACUCUUUCCACUCGUUUCAGUGAACCUGAGUCUUUGGAGACCUUGAACACAAACUUGAAGAACAAGACCUUUGUCACCGGUAACACUCCAGCCAAGGCUGACUUGGACGUUUUCGUUAACGUUCUUCCUAUCGCCUCCCAAUGGAAAUCUGCCGAGGAGCUUGCCAAGUUCAGACACAUAUUGAGAUGGACUGACCUUGUCCAAAACGUCCUUGUUGAGGUUCCAGCAGAAGAGUCUUUGAAAGUCAACUUGGAUGCUGAGGUUCCAAGAGAAAUCAAGGAGAAGAAGAAGCCUGCUGCUGCCGCUGCUGCUGCCGCUGGUGGUAAGGCCGCUGAGCCUGCUUCCAAGAAGGAAGUAGCCGCCGACGAGUCCAAGAAGGCUGCUGGAAAGGGCCAAGCUCCAACUGAGGAGGAGAAGAAGGCCAAGGCCGAGGCUGCUAAGGCUAAGAAGGAGGCUAAGGCUAAGGCUAAGGCUGAACAACAGGCCAAGCAGGCUCCAGCUGCUCCCCCAACCCCAGGUAUGAUCGACUUCAGAGUUGGUUUCAUUCAAAAAGCUGUUAAGCACCCUAACGCCGACUCUUUGUACAUGUCCACCAUUGACAUGGGUGAUGAAGAGGGCCCAAGAACUGUUUGUUCUGGUUUGGUCAAGUACAUUCCAUUGGAGGACAUGCAAGAAAGAUACGUUGUCUGUGUAGCUAACUUGAAGCCAGUCACCAUGAGAGGUGUGAAGUCCUGUGCCAUGGUCUUGUGUGCUUCUAACGAGGAGACUGUUGAGUUCGUUAACCCACCAGCCGGCUCCAAGCCAGGUGACAAGAUCUUCUUUGAGGGCUUCAACUCGGAGCCAGAGAAGCAAUUGAACCCUAAGAAGAAGGUAUGGGAGACCGUCCAACCAGGUUUCUCCACCACUGAAAACUUCGAGGUCACUUACACCGAGGAGGGUAAGGCACCUGCUAAGUUGGUCAACGCCAAGGGCGAGCUUUGUAAGAACAGCACCAUUGUCAAGGCCGAUGUCAAGUAG